Messenger RNA from Acyrthosiphon pisum (pea aphid), 717 nucleotides. RefSeq lists its product as uncharacterized. The transcript is spliced from 3 exons. NCBI's taxonomy places the organism in Eukaryota, Metazoa, Arthropoda, Insecta, Hemiptera, Aphididae. Bases 1 to 717 code for a protein of 238 amino acids. The record is from RefSeq and is a predicted model, not a curated record.
AUGAAGGCUAUUCCGGUGCCAUUAUCAGUUUUUGAUGCGUCGGAUUUACUUGUUAAUGGAGGUAGAUUCAAACAAUUAUUUAAUAAUGAACAAUUAGAGCAGUUGAAGACUUACGUUACUGAUAUUGAACGUCGGGCAUUUGGUUUAACUAAAGGACAGUUUCAAAAAAUUGUGUAUGAUUUUGCAGAAAUGGAAGGCAUUCAAAAUUCAUUUAAUAAUGAUACAAAAAUGGCAGGAGAAGGUUUGUUAUCCAAGUUCAUGAGCACCAAUAAUUUAAGUUUGAGAACUCCAGAAGCCACUUCAGUUGGGCGACUUAUGUGCUUUAACAAAACCAAUGUCGAUCACUUUUUUAGUGUAUUGAAAGAAAUUUACUUACAAAAUAAUUAUCAGGCACAUCAGAUAUACAAUUUUGAUGAGUCCGGAUUUUCUACAGUCCCAACAAAGCAACCCAAAGUCAUCUCUCCUACCGGUACAAAGCGAGUGGCUAAAGUAGUGACAGCAGAAAGAGGUAAAAAUGUAACAAUUGUUUGUGGAGUAAGUGCUAUUGGUACUUAUGUACCACCAUUUUUCAUUUUUCCUCGAAAAAGAUUAAGACCAGAAUUUUUGAUUGGAGCACCCACUGGUAGUAAUGCCAUUGCUCAUGAAAGUGACAAUCAUGCCUCACACUGUUCAUUGGAAGCCAUACAGUGUGUAACGGAUUUUCUUUACAGAUAUUAA